This is a messenger RNA of Zootoca vivipara (common lizard), 2769 nucleotides long. RefSeq names its product CLN6 transmembrane ER protein (gene CLN6). Gene Ontology annotation, biological process: lysosome organization. Gene Ontology annotation, cellular component: endoplasmic reticulum; membrane. The record is from RefSeq and is a predicted model, not a curated record. NCBI's taxonomy places the organism in Eukaryota, Metazoa, Chordata, Lepidosauria, Squamata, Lacertidae.
UAGAGCAUGUGCAGAGUUCCUUUCCGCCUUCUGGCGUUCCCGUGCCUCUCCCGUGCGCAAAGGCGCGCAGCCACUGCUGUUGGUGAUGGCGACGGCCGGGCGCUGCUGAGCCUGGGAAGAGGCGGGCCCUGCCCUGCCCCGGCCGCUUGGCCCCGCCUCGCCCCCUCCCCGCCCUCCUCCUUUCCCGGGCGAGCAUGGAGAGCCGCGGCUGAGAGGAAGGCUCCCGAGUUCGGGGGCGCCUGCAGGAGACACGCUAGGCCAGGCAGCCCCAGCGCCCUCCCCAUGUCGGGCGUGCGGAGGCGGCAGGCGGCCGCGGGGGUCUCGUCGUCGGGCAGGCAUGGAGUGGCUCAAGAGGAAGACGCCUGCAGGAAUCCCCGGUUUCAUUUCGACUUGUGGUUUUAUUUCACUCUGCAGAAUUGGGUGCUGGAUUUUGGGCGCCCCAUUGCCAUGAUUGUGCUUCCAUUGGAAUGGUUUCCCCUGAACAAGCCAAGUGCUGGAGAUUAUUUUCACAUGGCUUACAAUGUCAUAACACCCUUUAUUCUUCUGAAGCUCAUCGAACGGUCCCCCAAAACUCUCCCACGGUCCAUGGUGUACAUCUGCAUCAUCACCUUCGUCAUGGGAGCCAGCAUUCACCUGGUAGGGGACUCUGUCAACCAUCGGCUGAUCUUCAGUGGCUACCAGCUCCACCUGUCCGUCCGGGAGAACCCCAUCAUCAAAAACCUCAAACCGGAGACUCUGAUUGAUUCAUUUGAACUGCUGUAUUAUUAUGAUGAAUAUCUGGGCCAUUCAAUGUGGUACAUCCCUUUCUUCCUUAUCCUGUGCAUCUAUUUUUCCGGCUGCUUCAUCCCAAUUAAAGAAGAGCAGCAGAGGAUACCUGUGUCUGCUUUACUCCUCAUUGGGCCCAGCAGCCUCUAUUACUGGUACCUUGUCACGGAAGGGCAGAUCUUCAUCCUCUUCAUUUUCACCUUCUUUGCCCUGAUGGCUCUGGUGAUGCACCAGAAGCGGAAAGGCUUGCUCAUGGACAGCAACGGACGCUUCCUUUUCUACUCUUUCAUCAUCACACUGGUAUUGAUCGCCCUGUGGGUCGGCUGGCUCUGGAACGACAAGAUCCUCAGGAAGAAGUACCCUGGAGUCAUCUACAUUCCGGAACCGUGGGCUUUUUACACCUUGCACAUGAGUAACCUGCACUCUGCAAAGGGGGAGAGCAUUUAACUGCUCUGUUGCAAGCACCAUUGAAGAGGGGCAUGAUGUGUGCAGUGGAUCAGGCCCACAGUACAGAGCAAGAGAAGUUCCUUUCUCCCCCCCGCCAAAAAAAUAAAUAAAUUCAAUGGCUAAUCCUAACGUAGCUCAGAUAAAGUGUUGCAUUCUCGUCCUAUGCAGGUUUACAUGGAAACAAGCUCCACUGAGUUCCUUGGGGCCUACUUGCAAAUAAAGCCAGGCCUACUCAGAAAUAAAUGCUAUUAAAUUCAGUGAGGCUUCAUGCCCACAUAAAUUGGGUUAGGGUUGCAGCCUAUGUCUGUUUAGGAUCACAGCCUUAGUCUGUAAUCAGGGCAUGUGUGGGUUGUACAGAGAAUUAUUCACACCCAUUGGGACCCACCAUUGAACCUGAAAUAUUUGUCUGCUUGAGCUCUAGGUUUCUGAGUGUUCUUCAUCCUUCUAGUUCCUAUGGCUGAUAAGGUAACCUUGUAAACACGUCAGCAGGGUCUGUGAGGAUUUCAGAAGCCAGAGAGGAUCAUCUCCAGCAGGCCUCCCUUGGUCAGGGCAGGUUCAGUGCUAUGCAUACCCACCCUGUUCCCUGUUUUCCUUCCUGUGUCCUGCAGAAUAAACUAUGCAAAAGAGAAGUGAAUUUGCUUCUUCUGUACAGUCUAGAUUAGUUCUCGCUGCCUUUUUCUUAAAGCCCAGUGUUGGGAGAGCCCACCAAUGUCUGGUUUUUGGUUUUGAGAGCAGCUACUGCUGGAAAUUUCAGUGAAUAAAUUUUUUUGUUUUCUUUUUUUCUUCAUCUUAAUGGAUUUUGAAAUGCCCUCUGAUCAUUUGGCAAGAGGAAGAAUACAGUGGUGCCUCGGUUUAAGUACACAAUUGGUUCCGGAAGUCUGUACUUAACCUGAAGCAUACUUAACCUGAAGCGAACUUUCCCAUUGAAAGUAAUGGAAAGUGGAUUAAUCCGUUCCAGACGGGUCCACAGAGUACUUAAACUGAAAGUACUCAAACCGAAGCGUACUUAAACCGAGGUAUGACUGUACUGUAGAUCCCACGGGACCCCACUUCUUAAAUCACUCCAUAGGGCCCUCCUGGGCGCACCAGCCGGAGGGCAUCAGGUUGGGGAAGGCUGUAGAAGAGGCAGGUGUGUGCACGCACACACAAAGCUAUGUUCAGAACCUGAUCCUAAAGCAGAACCUCAAGAAUGGCCACUGAGGCAUAUUGCACAGCUCUGAUCAGGAAGGCUAAAUUUCCGCCACUUUUCAAAAUGGAUGCUUCCUCCUUGCCGCAUGUCCUCUUCGUUCCAAUGUCUGUUGUCCUCUAUGCUUUCCCUUCCCUUUGAUACUCAGGUAAAAAAUAAUAAUUCUAAGGGAGGUGCAUGGUUAUUUCUUCAAAACUUUUUAAGGACUUGUUGAGUAGAACUUUCCUUUGUAACCUCAAAUUCCUGGACCGAACCUUCAUUGACUGUUCGCCUUCCAUGACUUUGCCUUGUGUACAUUUAUCCUGAGUGUGAUCCAAACUAAGUGGAUGUAAAAGAGUUUGUUGGCAGAGAAAUAAAAGUUUGCUAAAGUC